Molecule: messenger RNA, 599 nt
Organism: Zophobas morio
Lineage: Eukaryota; Metazoa; Arthropoda; Insecta; Coleoptera; Tenebrionidae
Exons: 2
Coding region: 113-559 (148 amino acids)
Source: RefSeq, a predicted model, not a curated record
AUAUUGUCUCGAUACGGUAUCUAUGAUUGAACUUGUGAUUACUUUCGACAAGUGAUAAAUACCAGAACAACAGUACUCGUGCCACCAUUUCACCAACACACUAUUUAAAGCAAUGGGGCCUCAAACUUCACUAUCCAUCCUCCUCUUAUCAACAAUCGCCAUCAGUGGUACCUUCGCCCAGCACCAAGUAACCCAUCUUAUGGUACAAAACCUCGCCCAAGAAGACAUCAUCACCACCAUCGUCACCGACGUAGACGAAUUCGACUGGAGCGGCAACAGUGGUCCUCAGCACAACUUCGAAGACAUUCAGAUUCCUGCAGGAACGUACCACCAGCAACAGGAAGAUGUGUAUUCUUUGGCCACGAACUGUCCUUUCAGCAUGAUCUUGAUAUUUUCGGAUGAUACAAGAGACACAUACAGAAUCAACAUGAAAUAUGCCCUCGAUGACUCUCAAGCAGCUUUUCAACACCUGGAGGGAACACGGGAUGUGACAUAUAGUAGAGUUGGAGAUAAUGUGUUGUUGAUUGAUGUCAGAGAUAAUGGAACCUAUUGUGUUUAAAAAUUAAAAUUUUUAAUAAAACGUAUCUUAAGUUCCAAAA